Molecule: messenger RNA, 1302 nt
Organism: Cordyceps militaris CM01
Lineage: Eukaryota; Fungi; Ascomycota; Sordariomycetes; Hypocreales; Cordycipitaceae
Product: hippurate hydrolase
Exons: 2
Coding region: 1-1302 (433 amino acids)
Molecular function (GO): hydrolase activity
Source: RefSeq, a predicted model, not a curated record
AUGACACAGCAAUCACAAGGCAAGAUCGUAGCUCAGCACCGGCCGGACCUUGGCCCGCUGCAGGAGGUCUACAAGCACCUCCACCAGAACCCGGAGCUCUCUAACCAAGAGUCGGAAACCGCCGCUCUGAUCGCCGAGAAGCUCAAAGCUCUUGGUCCCGAAGAUCUCGUCAUCAAGACCAGCAUCGGCGGCCAUGGACUCGCCGCCGUGCUUCCCAACGGCGAAGGCCUUACCGUUCUCCUCCGCGCUGACAUUGAUGCCCUCCCGGUUGAAGAACGAACCGGCCUUCCUUAUGCCAGCACAAAGCGCAUGAUCCACAAGGCCACGGGCGUCGAGAAACCUGUGAUGCAUGCAUGCGGUCAUGAUAUGCACAUUACUUGCCUCCUUGGUGCCGCCGCAGCUCUGUUCUCUGCCCGUGCGACCUGGGCGGGCACUCUCGUGCUCGUCUUCCAACCCGCCGAGGAGCGCGGAACCGGAGCCCAGGCCAUGGUCGAUGACGGCCUCUACACCAGACAUGGUGUUCCUAUCCCAGACAUCGUCCUCGGAGCACAUGUUAUGCCGUUUCGUGCAGGUAGCAUCGGUACCGGUCGCGGUAUUGUCGCCACAAGCGCAGACAGCAUGGAAGUAACGAUUCACGGUCGCGGCUCUCACGCCAGCAUGCCUCACACGUCAAUCGACCCCAUUGUAAUUGCUGCCAGCACAAUCAUGAAGCUGCAGACGCUUGUUAGUCGCGAGACGGACCCUGCCGACUCCAGUGUCGUGACUGUGGCGACUGUCCACGCCGGCGAUGCGGAGAAUGUCAUUGCUGACUCUGCCGUCUUGGGCAUUGACACGCGUUCCACCACUGUCGAGACUCGAGAGCGCAUGAUGCGUCGAAUCAAGGCUGUUGUCGCUUCCGAGUGUGCCUGUGCCGAAGCCACCAAGGAGCCCGAGUUUAAAAUGACAAGAUCCUUCCCUUUGACGGUCAACGAUGUUGAAACCACCAAGAAAAUUGAGGACACCUUUUCGGCGCACUUUGGCGAGGAAAAGGGCAAGUACAAUAGGAACUUGCCACGUCUUGGGGGCAGCGAAGACUUCUCGAUCCUCGCUACUGCGGUGGACAAGCCGUACUGCUUCUUCAUGUAUGGCAGUAUUGAAGAGUCAAGGUGGGACAGGAUCGAAGCUCAGGGCACCAUUUCAAAAGACAUUCCGGCAAAUCACUCGCCCAUGUUUGCGCCGGCCAUAAUGCCGACAUUGCAGACGGGACUUGAUGGGUAUGUUCUCGGUGCCUUGACGUUCCUGGCGAAAAAUGAACGCAGGUAA